AUGAAGAGAACAAUGCGCACAAGAAAGCAAACAAAAGAAGAGGAUGAAGCGAAAGAUGAGAAGGAGAAAAAGAUGGAAGAAGAAGAAGAGGAAGAGAAGCCAAAGAAGACACCAAAGAAGACUCGUAAGACAACGAAAAGCGCCAAAAAGGAAGUUGAGCCAGAGGAAGAGAAAGAAGAGAAGUCUGAAGAGAGUGAUGAAGAGAAAGAUAAGAAAGGAAAGACCACUACGAAAGCACCAAAGAAAAGUUUGAAAGAAGAUCAAUUGUAUGACAAAGAGAAGGACAAUGACGAGUAUUGGGAAAACGCACACUACACUGAUUAUACUGCAGACUUCAAAGAAAGUGAACCAAAGCUUGAAAGUGGUGAGAUGAAAAUAGUUACGUUCAAUGUGGCGGGGUGGAAGGCUGCAAUGGGAAAGGGGCUUGAGAAGUACAUUAAAAAGGAAGAUCCGGACAUCAUCUGUUUUCAAGAGACAAAGCUUCAAGACGGUGUUGUACCGACCGUCAGUGGAUACAAUUCAUACUUCAGCGCAUCGACUGCAAAGAAGGGAUAUGCGGGGACGGCAAUAUUAACGAAGGAGAAACCAAUCACCGUCACUAUGAAACUUGAUGGGAAGCUUAACGAGCAUGGAAGAAUCAUUACUGCAGAGUAUGAGAAGUUCUAUUUAGUCAACACGUAUGUGAUGAAUAGUGGUGUGAAGCUGGAGAAUUUGAAGAAAAGAGUCGACACGUGGGACGUGAGUAUGAAGAAGCACUUAAUUGAUUUAUCGAAGAAGAAGAAAGUGAUUUGGUGCGGCGAUUUGAACGUUGCUUUACGGUGGAUAGACGUGGCGAAACCAGCGACAAGACUGCGAUGUGCGGGGUUUACUAAAGAAGAAAGAGAAAGUGCAAGUCAACUACUCGAAGAGGUCGGAUUGGUCGAUUCCUUCCAAGUGAAACACCCAAAGGAAAAGAACUUUUAUACAUUCUUCUCGUUCAGAGAUAAAGCUAAAGUGUCUGGGUGGAGAUUAGACUACUUCGAUGUUUCUAAGGAACUUGUCGACGAUAUAACACAGAUUUAUAGAAGAAAAGAAGUGAAUAUCUCUGAUCAUGUCCCUCUUGUUAUUCACAUCAAAAAAUAA
Entamoeba invadens IP1 is the source of this 1122-nucleotide messenger RNA. RefSeq names its product exodeoxyribonuclease III, putative. Lineage: Eukaryota; Evosea; Mastigamoebida; Endamoebidae. The transcript is spliced from 2 exons. The coding region runs from base 1 to 1122 and encodes 373 amino acids. The record is from RefSeq and is a predicted model, not a curated record. Gene Ontology annotation, molecular function: double-stranded DNA 3'-5' DNA exonuclease activity; phosphoric diester hydrolase activity; DNA-(apurinic or apyrimidinic site) endonuclease activity. Gene Ontology annotation, biological process: base-excision repair. Gene Ontology annotation, cellular component: nucleus.